GAGGAACGUUCGCAGUCGGGCCGAGGAAGUCUCGUUUGUUUCCUUCUUGUCUCUCGCGUGGACUGUGACGUCAGGGGACGCGCGGAACAAGGAAGCAGCUGCAGAGGCAACAUGUGCGGGGGCUGCGUGAAGACCGAGUACCCGUCGAGGGGUAACACCUGCUUGGAGAAUGGUUCCUAUUUGAUGAACUACGUGGGUUGCAUUGAAUGUAAAAAAAAGGAUUUCGUGUUGAUAACAAACAAAGUAGCAGAAGAUGAUGAUGGAGAGGAAAUUAUCACUUAUGAUCAUGUAUGUAAGAACUGUCACCAUGUGAUAGCCAGGCACGAAUAUACUUUCAGUGUAGUGGACGAUUACCAGGAAUACACCAUGCUGUGCAUGCUCUGUGGCAGGGCAGAAGAUUCUAUCAGUGUCUUGCCAGACGAUCCUCAUCUGAUGACUCCAUUGUUCUGAGCCUCUUGUUUUUAGCCGAUUGUAUCAUGUUAAUUUUUUAACAGCAAGUCAUGAAAUAUGGAAUUUUUUUGGAGGGGGGAUCCUGUUCAGCCCAUGCAGAGUCAAGUGAUAUAACCCCCCUCCAUGUUUUUAAGUUACAAUACAAGCUGCUUACCUGUCCUCCUCUCCACGAUAGGUACAUACUGCUUCCUAAACUUGUAGGUGAUAAAGAAGCCAAUUUCCUCUGUGCUGGCUUUAGGGCCUAAUUUUUAGGACUCAUUGUCAGCUGGCUUUGGUAGGAGAAACAAAAAUAAUAAUUCUGAGAGGGGGUGUUCUGCAGUUGGCUUCAUGCAGAAAUGAUAACAGCAUCUGAGGGAUAAUAGAAAAUCUUCAGGAAAGAAAGUUGAUGGGCAAGAACUGUUCAGAGUUUUCGCCAUUUCUGUCUACGAGCUGAACUGUGUUUUGCUAGAUGAAUAAAGAUGUUAACUGCUAGCCACCAGUGUGGAAGCAUUUGUCCGAUUUUGGAACUGCCCAGAUUAUUUCCUUUUCUGUGUCAGGAAAAGUCUUUAUCAGUGUUAUAUAUUUAGUGAAUUGGCUCAAGUAUGGCAGGUGUUGGGUUCCUUUGGCCUUUCUGAUGUUGCUGUACUACAACUUCCAUUAUCUCUGGCCAUUGGCCAUGCUAGAUGGGGCUGAUGGGAGUUGUAGCUCAGCAACAUCUGACGGGCCAAAGGUUCCCCACACAAAGGUUCCCCUAGUCUCUCUCAGGAGUUGUCAUCUUUUCGUAGGGCCUGCAAGAUGGAGCUGUUCCGCUUGGCCUUUGGACUGACUCAGUUUGACCCCGGUGUUACCCUCCCCUAAGGCUUUAUCCUACAGAUAUUUAAAUGAGGUUGCACUUGUAGAUUCCUAAUUUUAAAAUUGAAUUUUAACAUUGUAUUUAAUCUGCAUUUUAAUUGAAUUGUUUCUUUUAUGCUUGCUUUGAUAUUCUUGUUGUUAGCCGUCUUGACUGGGAAGGGCGGGGGUAUAAAUAAAAUUAUUAUUAUUAUUAUUAUUAUUAUUAUUAUUAUUAUUAUUAUUAUUAUUACUACUACUACUACUACUACUACUUAACACCUGAAGUGUGUUAGUGUUUUAGGUUAACACAGUUCUGUCCUGAUUCAGUACCAGCCUGUGGUCCUUGUCUAGUUCUACCUGGCUUUGGUUGGGUUGUGAAAUUAGGCGGGGGGUGGGGAGGAUCUGGUGUGAGGCUGAGUAAAAUGUGAAGUUGCCCUUCAAGAACAAAGCCAAGUGCUGUAACUUUUCAGCCACUGCUUCUGAUAACUCUUGAGUAUCAGCCUCUGGAUUGCCCAUUUUGGAAGUGUAAUGUACUAUAUAUUUUGGAAAGUUGUUUUGUUCGCUAUGCAUUUUGACAUCAAAUUUUGCAUGGUGGUUUCUGAGAUCAAGGAGCAGGUUUUCAUCUGUGUUUGAAAACUAUUGGAUGCCACUUUGAAUCGCGAUAGUGGACUGAGCCUUUCAAAACUCUGCUGAUUUUAAACACUGAUUUCAAAGCAAGCAACUCUGAGGACAAAGGCUGCUAGUGCUUGAUGAGAUGGGUCUUUGGUGUGAUCCAGCAAGACAGUUCCUGCAUUCGGAAUUAAAGCUUUCUUUAAACCCAUGGUGAUGGAACUAUUUCUUUCCUAAAUGGCUAACCGGACACACUAGAAAAUUGCAAGGGUACACUGACAAGCUUCAUGGCGAAAAUAAAGCAUAUUUUAGCCAUCUUGUUGGACAGCAUAGUAGGUACAAUACAGCUUAUGCUUCUGUCCCAUUGAAAUAAAUGAGGCAAAUGAGCCUGAGCUACACCCAUUGUGUGGGAUUCAACCUUGCGCUAUUAGGAUUAUCCCAUCAGCACAAGAAUUUUUUGCUUGCCAGAUCGAACAAUCCCCUCUCUUCUUUCCCUGUGUACUGUUCUGGUGGUUCUCCCAACCCCACAGUGCUGAUUUUGGGGGAGGGAGGUGUAGAAGCCUUGUUGUGUUAGCAGGACUUCUUGUGCUGGCUCCUGCAAAAGCAACUUUUUAAAGAAUGUGCCCCAUUUUUAAAUAAAGUGUUACACUAGCCAGCACUUCCUUGAGCAGAAUUGCACAUUGCUCUCCCUGCUCUGAAGGAAACCCUCUGUUCUUGCCACUUAGUGUUAGUUUCUUGGACCUGUAUUGAUUUUCAUUCCUGGAAGGCCUGGCUAAAUGGAGUCUGUAAUGCGCUUCAUAGAUUUAUUUAUAUUUUAGACUAAAAGGGGGGAGGGGUCUAGCAGGCCCUGACUCAUUAGAUGUCUGUGUUUCUUUCCUCUUGCACUUAAAGCACUUCAGGGGAAGUGCAACCAGUAAAAAAUGUGAUAGUGGCAGGCCCCUGUCUCCUCAUUCCUGCUGAAGGACUUGCCAUGAAAUGCGGUGCUGUAAAUACAGUAAACAGGCCUUGAUUUUCUGAAGUGCACGAAGAAAACUACAGCAGCCACCUCAUUCAAUCAACAGCGCAAGGGAUGCAUUGGAAAUAAUGACCCUGCAAAGAACCGGGGCUGUGUUGAUGUGCAAAAUGCCCAUCCUUUCUUUGUGGUCCGCAGCAUACUUUUAUUAUUGACUAGCUGGCCAGGCCAUGCGUUGCUGUGUCUCAUCCCUGUGGUUCCCCCCACUCUGUCCCAAUCCAUGACCUAUCCCGUCCCCUUCUGCCCCCAACCCACACCCAGGCGAGUCCCUACCUCCAUUUGGCCUAGUAGCUGCAGUACGAGUGUAGCCUCCAAUAGAGGGCCAAGGUUUUCUAGCUGUAGUACCAGUGUAGCCACCGCUAGAGGGCGCUGUAUUGCAACCUCUUCUGCCUUCUACUGUAUUUCCCAGCUUCCCCGGAUAUCCACUGGAGGGAGCACUUUUUUGUACAGAAAUCCAGGUUUCUACGGUACCUGUGCUUGGUGUGUCAUCUGGUCAAUGUAAGUGGGUGGUUACACCCCCACAUGUGACUUCGGUUUUUGUGGGCAAAGUUGAGCCCGAUUGGGCAAGCGGUUGUGGAGAAAGGUGUGGAAUAACAAACACGCACCUUCUACAUUUUAAAAUAUAUAUAGAUUUUUAUGAUUAUGCGAUACCUGAAGAGCAUAGACUCUCCUAGGGUCAUCCAGGUGGACAGCGGCAAGACAUGGCGAGCGUUGAAUCUCCCUCUUCAUCCAUCUGGCAUUGUGACUCCUGUUAAGACCAGGCCUUGCUUUAAAUGGAAGUCAUGUUGCAUUGUACAGCUGACCCAGUUUGCAAAAGCUGGUCUUGUUCCAUACAGCAUAUUAAGAUAAGCUGUAUUGUGACGGGGGGGGGGGCAUCUCUACUUUAUAGUUUGUGCUGUGGCAAGCCCAGGUGCAGGGAAGCAGGGCUUAUUUAAAUGAUCAUAAUGAAUCUCAGCAAUUAAAUCUCCUGUGCAGGUCUGGCAUACAUCAGACUAGCCUCUCCUUAACUCUCCUUAAGCAAAAGGCAUUUUGUCAAGACAUACUCAGGUUUACCAUUUCCUAACUCAGACAUCUCCUUUUGCACCUGCUUCGUGCCCUCUCAUUUACCUUGACUGUUUUUGGAGUGAUUCUGCACUCCAAAAUUCUGCUUUACCUGUGUGGCCACCUCUCCCUGGCUGUUUGGACAGAGUGCCAGCGAUGGGGAGUGCUGCAGUCUGCCACUGUCAGAUGAAAGCGGAGGGUGGUGGUGGUGGAGGAAUGAUAAACAGAACUGCAGACAUUUCAUCCGCCUGCAGAAUUCAUGAGACCAGGUCAGCGUUUCUGCAGUGGGUCCCAGGUGCAUGCCCCUCAAACCCAAAUCCUAGAUUGGGACACUUCGCAUUUUAUUUGCCCUAGGUUAAACAGAGUAAAUUAUGAUAUAAAGAAUGUUCUUAUGAGAUGGCAGAGGCUGAUGGAUGUUUCCUGAGAUGUGCAUAAGAGUAUGGUAAAGAGUAGAGCAGGUUCUAAUGAGUUGGAUGUGAACAGGAAAAGCAUAUAAAGAGAAAUAGCAGUGACUUAAAUGGCUCACCUGAGUUCAGCCGGCAGGACAGAAGCAGGAGGUUUGGUACCGCUGAAAGCGAUAUAAUCAGAAGUAGAGGUGGUAGAUUCUAUAAAAUUAGAAUCAUAAUUGCCUGAUUUUCCCCUGGAUUAGGAAGAGUUUCUGCCACCUGCAUUGAGUGAUAAUGAGAACAUAAGAGCUUUCUGGAUCGAGUCUAGCCUUCUGAUCUCACAUUGCCGACAGAUGCUUAUGGAAAGCCUGUAAGCAGGAGCUGAGCAUCAGAGCAUUCUCCUCCUGUGGUUUCCAGCAACUGGUAUUAUGGUUUACUUUGGUUAGGAGCAAAACUCAAUUUAUUUGUGCUGCUCUUGCAAUAUGUGUUAACAAAGCUGGGCAUUUUAAUACUUCCUGCGUGGAGCUGGGGCAGCAUGUAAAUUUUCUAACCAGGUAUAGUCCCAAUACAGUAUCUUAAGACAAAGGGGGCUGAUAGAAUACUGCAAGUCAUAUUUGUUAAGUCUAUACUCUCACGGGGAGAAAUCAUGAAUUGUGGCAGGGAAUGCUUUUACCUAGCAGAGUUUAGGGUCAUUUUUCAUUUGAAUGGUUGGAGCCAUUGGGGGAUGUGGAAGGACAGAAAUAUUAAGCUAAUAAAUGGCCCCCAGUGCCUGGUAUUGUACACAUACUGCUUUGUUUAAUGCCACGAUUUAUGGGAAAUGGGAAUAAAAAGGACAUCGAAGGCCAGAAAUGGGAAAGAGUUGUGGUUUUUGGUUUUUUCAGCCUAGGAAGCAAAAGCAACCAUUUUAAAAGUGUGUGAUAAGAAAACAAGGGAUUCUUCAACUCAUUUAUUGGACUUAUGAAACAAGGAGUGCCCAGCAAGCAAAGGCCAGGGGAUCAGCACCUUUACACCUUUCAGGCCCCCUCCAUGGAGCUUUAGGAGGGCACCGUCACUCAGUAAAAGUCUGAUGUUGGCUCUGUCAGGAGCUGGGAGGAAGCACCUGAUAUACCCAGAAAGAAGAUGAGGGAGUUGGGGCGUGGGGGUAUUUCUACAGGUGGGCAGGGAGGAGACACCCAUGAUCACAGCGCAGUGAACGUCAAGCCAUUCUUAUGACCCGCCUUGCUCCAUCAAGACACUUAGAAUAAUCCAGUGGUGUCUGGUGCCCAUUGGGGCCAAAUGCGGGGAGAUCGACAGUUAAGUGGGGCCAGGGCCAAUGACAGACAGAGCCCACUAACUCUAGUUUUGCCUCCUUCCUUCUGAGUUCUACAAGAGCAAAACGGAGAAGGAAGAGGAGGAAGCUGACGGGCCGUGCCACCUCUCGGGGCAUUUGUAAGAAAUAAGGUGAAGGCAGGCUGAGGUUGCCCUAACGCAGUGUUUCUCAACCAGUGUGCCUCCAGAUGUUUUGGGACUACAACUCCCAUCAUCCCUAGCUAGCAAGACCAGUGGUCAGAAAUGAUGGGAGUUGUAGUCCCAAAACAUCUGGAGGCACACUGGUUGAGAAACACUGCCCUAACGGACCAGUCUCCACUGGAAUAAUCUUGGGAAUGCUUGUUCUCUUAUUUGGCAAGCUUCAGGAGGCGCUGGAUGUCAGGCUCGAUGUUGGUGGUGAGGAAUCGGGGGCUGUAGCGCUUGAAAGGCUCGCCUUCGGGCCCCACCAGGAACUUCUCAAAGUUCCAGGAGAUG
Zootoca vivipara (common lizard) is the source of this 6090-nucleotide messenger RNA. It is a transcript of the gene CHURC1, whose product is annotated as churchill domain containing 1. Lineage: Eukaryota; Metazoa; Chordata; Lepidosauria; Squamata; Lacertidae. The record is from RefSeq and is a predicted model, not a curated record. Gene Ontology annotation, biological process: positive regulation of DNA-templated transcription; fibroblast growth factor receptor signaling pathway; multicellular organism development. Gene Ontology annotation, molecular function: zinc ion binding.